Molecule: messenger RNA, 1999 nt
Organism: Apus apus (common swift)
Lineage: Eukaryota; Metazoa; Chordata; Aves; Apodiformes; Apodidae
Gene: RRP9
Product: ribosomal RNA processing 9, U3 small nucleolar RNA binding protein
Exons: 15
Coding region: 13-1449 (478 amino acids)
Cellular component (GO): small-subunit processome
Molecular function (GO): protein binding; snoRNA binding
Source: RefSeq, a predicted model, not a curated record
ACGUGCGGCAAGAUGGCGGCUGCGGGCAGCCGUAGGGCCAAGGCCCCGCGCGGGGCUCCGGGACGGCGGCGGCCGCGGGCGGCGGUCCCGGGCGCCGAGGGAAGGCGGCGGGCGGCGGGCGGGCGGGCGGCAGAUGAGGAGGUGUCCAGCGAGUCCGAGCCGGAAAGCCCGGCGCUGCGGCGGCGGCAGGAGGUGACGGCGGAGGAGGAGCUGGAGGAGACGCCGCAGGAGAAGAAGCUGCGCCUGGCCAAGCAGUACUUGGAGGAGCUCCGGCGCUACGAGGAGGAGCGGGCGGCAGACGAGGAAGAGGAGGCCGGGCCGGUGGAUCUGAUCGGGGACCGGCUGAAGGAGGACGUGCUCGAGCAGAAGGGGCGGCUGCAGCGCCUGGUCGCCAAAGAUGUGCAGCCUCCGGAUCCAGCCAGCAUCCGCGUGUUGCGGGGACACCAGCUGCCGGUCACCUGCCUGGUCAUCUCUCCAGAUGACAUGUUCAUCUUUUCUGCUUCCAAAGAUGGCUCCCUCAUCAAAUGGGAGGUGGAGAGCGGGAAGAGGCUGUGUGUGGUGCCAGGGGGGAAGAAGGGCACCGAGGAGCGGCACAUGGGGCACGCGUCCCAAGUCCUCUGCAUGGCCAUCUCGUCGGAUGGCAAGUACCUGGCUACAGGAGACAGGAACAAACUGAUCAUGAUCUGGGAUGCAGCCACAUGCAAGCGCCUGCACAUCUUCACGGGGCACCGUGAUGCCGUUUCGGGCCUGUCCUUCCAGAAGGGCACACACCAGCUGUACAGUGCCUCCCAUGACCGUUGUGUCAAGGUCUGGAACGUGGCGGAGAACGCAUACAUGGAGACCCUAUUUGGGCACCAGGACAUCAUCACAGGGCUGGACAGCCUGAGCCGGGAGUGCUGUGUGACAUCAGGGGGACGUGAUGGCACCGUGCGGCUCUGGAAGAUCCCUGAGGAGUCACAGCUUGUGUUCUGUGGACACCAGGGCUCCAUCGACUGUAUCCAGCUCAUCAACGAGGAGCACAUGGUGUCGGGCGCUGAUGACGGGUCUGUGGCCCUGUGGGGGCUGACGAAGAAGAAGCCGCUGGCGCUGGCCCGGCAGGCGCAUGGCCUGCAGGAGGCCCAGGGCCUGCAGCAGCCAUACUGGAUCUCGGCAGUGGCCCCUCUGCGCAACAGUGACCUCCUGGCUACAGGCUCCCACAGUGGCAGCGUGAAGCUCUGGAAGUGUGGCGAGGGAUUUCGGAAGCUGGAGCCUCUGUGGGACAUCCCCUUGGUGGGUUUUGUCAACAGCCUCAAGUUCUCAGCAGCUGGUGACUUCCUGGUGGCCGGCCUUGGGCAGGAGCACAGGCUGGGCCGGUGGUGGAGGCUCAAAGAAGCCAAGAACAGCAUUUGCAUCAUCCCCCUGAAGCGCAGGACCACGGUUCCCAGUCCUGAAGCCACCGAUACCUUGUAGCCCCUGGCCCUGCAGCUGUGCCCGGCAUCCUGCUGUCACCAGGCUCUUGGAGCUGGUGACACAAGUGGGGGGUGUCGUGUGACCCCCCUGGACCCUGCUGGGCUCUGAAUUGUGAUGUGGCUCUGCCUUCUGCAAGGCCUGCCCCCUUCCUGCAGAUUUGGCUGCACCUGAGCUCUGGAAGAGUCCAUUUGUAAAAAACAAAACCCAAACCACUUUAUUUACAUAAAUUACAAAAAAAAAAAAAAUAAUCCACACAUUUGCUGGCAGAAAAAAAAUCUACUCUUAAAAACUUGUUUGGACUCAAGUACCUGGGUCCUGUUACUCACCCUCAGCCCGUGCAGGUUCUGCAGGGGGGCAGUGGGUGUUGGUCCCCACUCAUGCCCGGUGUCCCAGGCAGGACUGAGAAGCUCUGGGCACAGCAAGGGAAGGGAGGGAGCAAUAUUUUGUUAUCUGUUGUUAUUUAUCUGUUACUAUCUGUUAAAAUUCCUUCCGAAAUUCGGAAGUUUUGGAUUUUACAAAUAAAAAUAAAUGUUCCUUGUUUCUACAUAAA